AUAGCGGAGGAAUGUGCGCAUGCGCUGCUUUCUCAGCUGUCUGGUUGUUGACAAUUUUGGUCAAUUCAUUUUGCCAUUCUGGUUCCAAUGUUGUGGUUGCUGUAAUAAAGUGAUGCAUUCCUGGGGAGAUGCCCAUGUGGGGAGAUCAUCGAUGGAAUCGUCAUAAAUUUAUGUCCCCGGUCUGAACCAUGUUGAAAUGGUUUUCCAAUGAUGAGGGAGAGUCUGGCUCAGGAGCCCCAGGCUCUCCCUAUGGAGGCAUCUUAAGUGGAGAGGUUCAAGCUGAAGAAAUGACAGACAGACUUGUUCAAACUCAGCAGCUCGUCACACAGCUGAAAGAGUUGAUUCGGGAGAAGGAUGCAGUACUUUGCACCAAGGAUGAGCAGCUCAAGAUGGAGAAGGAGGCAUGUGAAGCGAAACUGUCAAAGCUGCGUCUCCAAAACAAGGCCAAGGUGACGUCUCUUACGACACAGCUAGAAGAACUGAAAAAACAAAUGGGAGGCCAAAAUACACCCACACACAACAAAAAGGGUCCAUCAGAAGGAGGGGAUCCAGCUUCUCGGGGGAAAAUUGUCUUGCUGAAGAAAAAAGUUGAGGAGCUAGAACAACACCUGGCACAAAGAAAGAAGGAGGUUGAAAAGAAGAGGAAAGAGGUAGAAGCACAGCGUCUCCGAGGUGAAGAAAUGGAUGUGAUGCUGACAGAGAAGGACAGGAAGCUAGCAGAGAAGGAGGCCUACAUUAUUCACUUGCAAACAGCAGUGGCAGGAGACCAGCCCAUUACACCAAAGCGGCAGAAGGUAGAUGAAGACAACGGAGCGAUGCAGGAACUUCAGCAGCUGGUGCAGAACCUGACCAAGAAGGUUGGAGAAGCAGAGGAACGCUAUAGUUUGCUCCAAGAGCAGACAGACAGCCUCAAAGAGCUUCUGGACACAGAGAAGGGGCAGUUCAGUCAGAAAGAGAGAAUGUACAAGCAGAAUAUUCAAACUUUCAAAGAGAUAAUCAUCCAGAAAGAUAAUCAGCUGACUGAAAUCAACCAGAUGCAUGAACAGGAGCUCUUCAAACUUGCUGCAAAGUCUGAUGCCAGUGCUGAUCUUGAGCAGCUUCUGAAGGCUUUAAAACAGAAACUGCAUGAGAAAGAGGAGGUGCUGAUUGGAAAAACACAGGUCAUUAAUGUUCUUCAGACAGAGGUGGAUGGCAGGGACCAGCAGAUAAAGGAGCUAACAGAGCGGAUUCGGAGACUACACGUUGAACGAGAGAGCCUUGAAUCCAAAAUGGAGGCAGAAAAACAUGUGAUGCGAGCCCAACUUCGCGACCUGAUUGACAAGCAGCAGGUCGAGAUUCGACAAAUGACAGAGAAGCAUCGGGCGCAGUUGAAUCAAACUCAGCAGGAUCUUCUCUACCAGAUUGAUGAUCUGAGAAGAAAUGCAGUCACGUCGCAAUCUGUCGAUCAGGAGGCUCCAAAAACUGAAAACAUAUCUGACGAUUCAGCCUCUGUCCAGAGGAUCGCAGAGUUGGAAGCCCAAACAAAGCAAAAAAUGGAUGAAGCCAGCAAAUCGGAGGCCAAGUUCCUAAAAAUGAAAGCCUGGUCGAAAUCUCGGAUCAGACAGUUGGAGGAGGAGCUGAAAAAAAGUCAGGCUGGUAUUGCGCCUCCUGAUCUUACUGCUCUGCGAAGUCGAAUUACGGAAUUGGAGGCGGAACGAGAGGAAAACCUUUGGAAGGUGGAGCAGUAUGAGGAGCUCAAAGCAAACCAUGACAUGCUAGAGGCUAAGCUGGUGGUUUAUGAGGAGCAACAGAGGACACUGCAAGCAGACCUGGAGCAGUUUACAAAGAGAGCUACUUCUCAGGCAAGCGAAUCCGGAAGUGCUGAUGAUGCUCAUAGCCAGGUUUUGGAAUGGCAGGAGAUGGUCGACGAGGCCGUGAGUGCCAGGGAUCAGGCCAGGGAAGAGAAGGCUGCCAUGGUCCUUCGCAUUAGCCACAUGGAGGAAGAAAGAGAGGCACUGGCCACUCGGCAGCAGGAGUUGGAGGAGGAACUGGCUCAAGCUCAGGGCCUCAGCCAACACAGGACCAAGAAGCUGGCUGGACCAGACCAAAGAAGCGUGCAGGAGGAUUUUGAAUUUGAUGGAAAAGCCCCAUUCCAGGACUACCACAGCACCUCGGAGAGCACCACUCCAAUGGAAGGAGAAAAUAUGGGAGGUUGGUGGCCUGAGUACAGUACAUCUGGCACAGGUGGUUUGCGGACUGUUGUGGAAGAGCUGGAGCUGGAAAGAAAUCAAUUACAAGAGCAGAUACUGAGCCUAGAAGAGCGCUGUCAAGGUCUUGAAGAUCGUCUACAGCUGCAGGCACGCAUUGAGACCUUACAGGUGACGUUUGAUGUAAAUGAAGAUGAGCAGCCAAACUGCAUCCCUCAGAACGAGACCGAAAAAUUACAGACCCAACUUGCCAGUGUGCGUAGUCAGCAGAAUAGGGAAGCAGAAAAACAUCAGCUGCUGGUUAGCAGUCUCAAUGAACAACUUAAGGGGCUCAGUGACGCACAAGAAUGCCUGGAAAGCUCACUCCUUGAGAAGGAAAACACCUUAGCCAAGACAACGGAAAAACUUGAGCUUAUCAACAGACUCAAAGAAUCUUUGAGUGAAAAAGAGAUUAAGAACAAGGAGAUGUCUGACAAACUCCUUCAGACUGAGCAAAAACUUGAGAGUGUUUCCAAGAAAAGCAGUAUCUCAGAAAAUCGCUGCUCUGAGUUAAAAGCAGAGGUUACUGACCUCACACAGAGGAUGAGUGGGCUGAGAGACAAGAGUCUGAAGCAAGACAUCAUCUUAGACACAUUACAAUCGGAGCUUGACCAAACAAAUGAGGAAUUAGACAAGUUAAACACCUCCCACCUGGAAGAAAGAGCCCAACUUAUUCAUGAUCUUCAAAGUUGUGAGCGGGAGAUUGAUAGUCUAAAAGAAACUCUGUUGGAAAAAGACAAAGUACUCAAUAGCAACAUGUUGGAGUCUACAGAACAAAUUACAUUCCUCAAACAAGAGCUUCGACUCAAAGAAGAAAACAUGGUUCAAGUAGAGAAUGCACUGACAAAAGCACAUCGAGAGGCUGCAAUUCUUCGAGACUCGCAGACUGCAGAUCAGCAAGCCCUUAAUAGUAAGAUGGCCGAGCUUGUUGACAAUCUAAAAGAUGUUGAGAUGGAGUUAGACAAGGCCAAAGAAGAAAACAAAUCUAAAGUAGCAGAGAUGGACCGCCUAAUAAAACAGGCCAAGGAAGAUAAAAAAUCGAUUCAGAACCUCCAAUCUCAGACUCAGAAACAGAUUGUGAGCCAUCACACUCAAAUUUCGGAAGGUGAAGCACUUAUCACUUCUCUAAAGGAACAAUUGAAUUUAGCUACCCAAAAGCAACACGAGUCUGAUGAACUCAUUUUGCAGCUCAAGGAAAUAAAUACAAACAAUGAGAAAAAUAUUCGUCAUAAAGAAGAGACAUAUGAAAAUGAAUUGAAAACUGUCAAGGAUGAAAAGAACAAACUCCUGUCCCAAGUGCAAAAAUUCAAUCAUGACAUAGAGUCCUUGUCCAAAGAAUUAAAGGACCGAGCACAGAGUGAGGACAAUGUUCAACAAGAAAUGGAGAAAUACAAGGAAAUCAUAGCAUCUCUGGAAAACCAAAUGAAGGCAAACGCUGAACAGGCAACGGAUGAGAGACAGAGCUAUAAUGCAGAAUUACAAAUGAGAGAAUCUGAAAAUAAGAAAUUGCGCAAAGAACUUGAUGACGGCAUUGAAAAUAUCUCCAAAAUGAAGGACCUCUUAACACACAUGGAAUCUGAGAAACAGCAGUUGCAAGAAAAGCUUAAAAAUCUCACUGAAAACCUUGAACUCCAGAAUCUGAAUGGAAACCAACUUAAUGACAAGUUGACAUCUGCUCUUGAACUGAACAACAAUUUAAAGAACCAAGUACAAAACUUAACAAAGGAAAAUGAAAAACUUGGGCUGGAAGUAGCUGAAAGGGUAGCAACAAUAUCAGAAAUGGCAUUUGAAAGAGAUUCUUUGCAUGCCAAAUUAUCCACAUUGGAAUCGCAACAUUUACAAAACAACAAUAUGAUUCACGAAUUAGAAAAAAAUAAAGAAGAUUUAAUUUUACAAGCUAGCGAUUUAAAAAGACGUUUUGAGCAAAGCAAACUCUCAAAUGACAAGGUUGUCCUGGCCAAAACAAAUGAGUGUAGUCAUCUCAAACAGUUACUUAGGGAGAAAGAGGAUGCCAUCACACAAUUGCAAGGGCAGUUACAGAGCUCCAGUUCUGGCCCAGAUGAGUUGCGUGUGACAGUAGGAAAAAAAGAGCAGUUUGCCUCCGAUCUUCAAGCAGAAAUGGAGGCUCAAAGAAGUGAGCAAAUGCAGCUUAAAGAAACAUUGUCUCUUCUUCAAGAACAGGGUUGCAGUCUGAAAUCUGGGCUAUUGGAGAAGGAUACAACUUUGAAGGAAAAACAGGAAGAGUGUCACCGGUUGCGGGAUGAAAUAAUUUCCCAUAAGAAUUAUGUAUCUGAGCUCCAAGUGGAAUUGGAAUCACUGAAUUCCGAACGCUCUCAGCUUUGGAAGGAUCUGGAAGAAAGAGAAAGGAUGAUGGAUAAUAUGGCUCACCAGUGCCAAAAACACAAAGAUGACUUUGAUAGUGUGAACAAGACUGUGAAAGCUCUAAAAAAUGAAAUGGAAGAAAAGUCCAAAAAACUCAAAUCCGAAGCAGACUCCAGUGAAACCGAGCUGAGAACCCUUAAAGCUGAAAUGCAGACAAUCGCGGAGGAAAACCAUCAACUUCACUCAGUUUUCAAAUCUAGAGAAAAGGAGCUUGAUGAGAAAAUACAAAUUGUUACAAACCUUGACAGACAGCUUAAAGUCACUCUUGAGCAGAACUCCAGUUUUAGCUUGACUAUAACUAGUCUUACAGAAGAGAAUGAACGACUACAAAAGGAGUUGGCACACAACAUUUCAUUGGCUUUGGAAGUAAAAACUGAGACUAAUCUGCUCAAAGAAGAGAAAUUUAAACUUGAGGUACAAGUUACAAAUGAUGCGAAGAUAAUUAAUACUCUUCUGAAUGAAAAAAAUGAGCUUAUUGGUUCCAUAAGUAAUGCAAAGCAGGUCCUCCAGGAAAAGGAAAUGUCAAACAAAGAAUACUUGCUUGAGAAAACAAAUGAAUGUAGUGCGCUUUCUGAAACACUGAGUGAAAGGGAACAGCAGAUUCAAACAUUGCAAGAGCAAGUGAAUGACCUAAAAAAUCAAAUUAGUCAGUUAAACCUCUCAAUGGUUGAGAAAGAAGACAUUUUGUUCAAAAAGAAAUCUCUCUUGGAGGCCCAGCAGGUCCAACAACUGCAGUUACAGGACACAAUAUCCAUGCUUCAAGAACAGGGGUCUGUCCUAAAGACGGGGCUAAUGGAGAAGGACACAAUGUUUCAGCAGAAAUCAGAUGAGUGUCUUUUUCAUCAGAAUGAAGUUAAGCUGCAGAAGGACCUCGUGUUGCAGAUGCAACGCGAGGUUGAGUCAGUCAGGCAGGAAUGCUUCGAGGCAAAGCAACAGUUAGAACAAAAGGAACACAUGUUACAAGAUGUAACGAGUGAUUUUGAAAACCAGAAAGAAGAGCUCAGUAAACGCAGUCAAUGCGUGACUAAACUUGAGAGUCAACUUCUAGCCGUGAACAACAACUUAGCAGAAAUGCAGAUUACAAUUGCCACCCUAAAGGAUUCUGUACAGACGAUCACUUUAGAAAAUUCUCGACUCAAACAAGAGAAUGAACAUAUCAAAGCAGAGGUCAUUGAUUUUAAAGAUGCCAUUCAAGCACUAAAUGAUCAGAAUGUAAGAUUGAAAUCUGAGCUUCAGAAAUCUUUUGUUGAGCUUUCCAAAUCACAGGAAGCACUUGCUCACCUAAAAACUGCAGUUAAUGAGAGCGAACUCCAACUCAAAACUGCGCGGUCAGAGAAGGACUGUCUUAGUUUAACCGUCCAAGGAAAAGAUCACUCCCUGAAAGAACUUGAAGGAAGGAUUUUUGAGCAGGAGGAGCAGCUGAAACGGAAAGAUAAUGAAACAUUUAGUUUAAGGGUUCAAGUUACAGAGCUUGGAGAUUCUGUUUGCAAACUUACAGAUCAAGUUCAAACUCUUACUUCAGAGUCAACAACAUUAAAAGACAUAUUGGAGCGAAAAGAGCAGUCCAGUCUUGAAGAUCAACGAAAUGUCACGCUUGCGAAUGAAACUUUGAACGUUAACCUAAAAAACAAAGAAAAAGAGUGUGAAAUCCUAAAAGCACAAAUUUCACACCUUGAAGAAAAUUCUUGCAAGAUCAACAGUACUCUCCAAAUGCAAAUAGUAGAAACAAAAAAUCUCAAAAAGGCCUUGGAAGAACGAGACUGUAGUCUUAUGGAACAAUCGCAAUCUCUUCAAGAUUUACAGCGAACGGCCGAUGAGUUGUUGCUCUUCAAAACUCAUUUCAUGGAAAGCACAGAGUUAGUGUCACAGUUACAAAGUGAAAUGCAAAUGCUGUCCUCUGACGUUUCCAAACACAAAAUGUCAGCUGAGGAAAAGCAAAAUGCCCUCAUUGACUUGCAAGAAAAAUACGCCGCCAAUUUGGAGGAUUUGCAGGAUCUGAGAAAGCAAUUGUCCCAAAGGACCGACGAAGUGUUGACCCUUCAGACCCUAUCAGAUGAACGCGACACAGCAAAGACCACGAUAGAAACUUUGAGAGAAGAGCUGUCUGCAAUCCAACGUGAACUCGAGAAGACACAGAACCUGUAUUCCCAGCUGUCAAAGGAAAAGGAUGACGCGUUUGCCUCACAUCAAACAAGUGUCUAUCCAAUGAAAGUUGAAAUAGCAAGACUAAAAGCUCAACAUCUUCAAGUUGUGGCGCAGAUGAACACAUUGACAGAAAACCUGGAGCAGAGAGAAAUGUCUUUACAUGCUAUUAACAAUCAGUACACAGCCCAAGCCAAACAUACAUCUCACCUGAUUUCUGAAAUGCAGAAACUUGACUUGCAAAACAAGAAGCUUCAUGAAGAGAUUAAUUUGGCCAAGGAAGAGUAUCAGAGCUCUCUCACAGCCGUCAACAAUGAAAAUACACGCUUAGUCGAGGAUAUUAGAAAACAUCUUGCAGAGAAGGAAGAGCUGGAGAGGCGACAUCAUCAAAUUUGCGAGUCCCAGGGGGAGCUCAAGGUUCAGUUGGAGCAGCAGACCAGCAGCAUGAGUGAAAGCAUCCAGCAAAUGGUGUGCGACAAGGAGAGCCUUCAAACAAAGGUUAGUGCUCAAGAUGAGGAAAUUUCUCGAUUAAAAGGUAGCAUCCAUAAAAUGGAGCAAAUUCUACAGGACACUGAAAAAGAGUGGCUCCUCGUUCUAGACAGAGAAAAACAUGCUAAGACCUUACUGGUAGAACAGUUGAGUAAGGUUGAAAAGGAAAUUGCAUCUAAAGACGAUAAGGUGAAUGUUUUAAAACAGGACCUAGACAGUUUACAAGAAAAACUGGCUGAAGCAUUCUCCGCUAUUAGCAAAGGUUCUGACCUGCUCAGUGCAAAAGAGUUUGAGGCAUCAACAUCUAGGGUGCGACUUGAAAAGGUCAUGGCAUUAGUCAAGGAAAAGGAUAAUGAGACGGAAAAUUUGCAACAGACUCUUAAGGCUGCAGAAUGGGAGGUAGAACAACUUGCAGCAAAAUUCAGUGGUGCUGAAGCCCGUGUCUUCGCUCCUUCACGUGAGGACACAUCACAUUUACUUCAAUUAAUAAAACAAGUUGAGGCAAGUCAUUACUCUGAGAUAGAUGCUUUGAAAAAUAAGUUGGAUAGUACAGGAGCAGAUUUUGAAAAAAUGCCAAAUUCAAUUGAUCAAGAAAACAAGAGUCAUUUAAAAAAAAGGCAAGAAAUUUCCCUUUUACAGGAGAAAAUCGAGAAUUUACAAAGUCAGCUGAAGAGUGAGACACAAAAAGUGACAGAAGCUUCUCUUGAACACUCGUCUUUACAUGGCGAACUUAAAACAAAAGAUGAUCACAUCAACUCAAUGACCAUUCAGAUAAGUCAUCAAAAGAAGUUACUUGUUGGGCUCAGUCAGCAGUUAAAAGAAAAGGAUGCAUCCAUUUCCCAAAUCGUGGAGUCUGCUUUAAAUGAAAGAGUGAAACUUGAUGGGGAAAACGCUUAUCUAUCAAAACAACUCGCCAUGAUUCAACAAGAUUACCACACAUCCGCUAGGCAGUCUAACGAGAUUUCUCUGCCGCUAGAGGAACGUAAUUCAUGUUCCCUAAGCGAGAAUGAAACUCAGACUUCAGAAAAGCUUGGGCUGCUUCAAGAAAACACUGACCUAAAAUGUGAGAUUGCAAGGAUUUCUAAAGACAAUGAUAUAAUCAAGAAAAAAUUUAAAGCCUCUCUUCUUGUUCGAAAGGAGCUGUUGAAAAAAGUGGAGGAGUUUGAAAAAAAAUAUGCCGGUGUCAACAAUGAUCAUGAUGUUUCACGUUUACAAGAAAAACUUGUGGAAGCAACAACACAAGCGCAGUCUGCCACAGAACUGUAUGAGGAAAGGAUUGCUCUUCUGGAAAAGGAAUGCCUCGAUAAAGAACGGGAGAUCCAUUAUCACAAAAUGCAAACGGAAAAACUUGCUGAACAGCUGGAAUCUGAAACAAAGGUUUUACAAUCGACAGUGAGUGAAAAAGAAAGUUGCCUGGCAGAAAUGUUGCAGCAACUCAAUGAGAAAAGCAUCCUAAUCCACCAGCUUCAGGCAAGGGCUGCCGAGCAAGAAGAUAGUUUUGAACGAGAUAAGAAGAGCCUAAUGAAAAAUGUGGAAGAGCUUCAGAAUAAAAUCACAGGAUGUACAGAUCAAUCUAAUGAUGCUUUCUCCGUUGAUAAUGCUGAUGUGUUAGAGAACGAGCAGACACAAAUGAAGCAAGAAAAGACAAUGCUUGAGAACAAGACCCAGGCUGCAUCACUUGCACGACAAGAGACGCUGCCGAACGCUGAAGACACUGAAAAACAAUCAACCAAAAGGUUCAAUGAACUGAAAAAUGAAUAUAAUGCACUCUUGGAGCAACACUGUCAGCAGACAAAUGACUUCACUGCCAUCCAGUUAAAAUAUAAUCAGAGUCUUGCGGAACUGGAACAACUCCAGAGAACCUCAUUGUCUAAUUUAGAUGAACUGAAAAUUUUAAGACACCUCGUUCAAGAGAGGGAUGCGACUGUGCAAUAUUUAAAGACUUCCCUGGCCGAAAGAGAAAGAGAUUGCCAUCCUUUAUCAAAAUUGCCAAAACAAUUGGAAAUUCAAGACAAGGCUCUCACCUUAAUGGAGGAAAGCGCAGAAGCGUUGGCCUCAAAUCUCCAAACUCAGAGUGCAAUAAAAGAAGAGAAAGUGUUGGUUGAGAAAUCCGAAGAAAAAUUUAAAGGUGUUGAGGUCGUGUUCAAACAGGAGAAGCAAGGUCAGCUGAAAACAAAUGGUGAAAAGUGUCAAGACACAAUGGAAAAAAAUAAGACUCAUUUGGAUCAAGUGUUAACUCUUCAGAGUGUUUUGACAGAGACACAGCAACUGCUGUGUGAGAAGGAAGACAGUUUCACUAAGAUGCUUGGAAAAGCACAGUUGGACUGUACUGAAAAAGUAACAGAUAUGGUCUCAUUGAAGCAAGACAAUGAAAAUGCCUUGAGAAUAAUGAAUGACCUCAGGACAGAGUUAGGUAGACUUCAUGCACAGCUUAACCAGUGCCACCAUUUCAAAGAGCUGAGGAACAAGGAAGAACAUGUGAAGGAAGAGGAGUUAAGCUCUGCGAAUAGAUGGGCUGAAGACAUGAAAACAGCUCAGAAACCUCAGGAUGCUAAGUCCGCAAUGUCAGAAAAGGAUGAGCUGAUCGCUGCACUUCAGUUGCAGUUGCAGCAGCUUAGUUCGGACCAUGAAGCUUCCAUUACGAAGAUGAAACGAGAAAUCGACCAUCUUCAUAAAUCGCAAGAUUGUGGCAAAGUCAGUGAUGAGGACAGCCAUUAUAAAAUGACCCUCCUAACGAAGAAACUUCAAGCAGCUUUAGUCUCAAGGAAAGAACUCAUGAAGGAAAAUGCAUCUUUGAAAGAGCAAGUUGGAAAUCUGUCAGCAAACAUCAACACAAAGGAAGCUGAAUGUCUUGCCCUAGAAUCCUCAUUUUCAAGACUAAAACAACAUAAUGUUGACCUGGAAAUCAAUAUGAAAUGUAUUAAUACUGAUAAAGAGAAGCUUAGAUCGGAAGUUGAUCGUAUCUCUCAUGAGAAUUGUUGUCUAGCAGACGCAUGUGAAAGCUUGAAGCAAACCAUAGAGAAUAUCACCCAGCAGAAGCAAGCGUUUUCCUGCCAGCUGGAAUCUCUGAAAGACUCUCAGACAGAGGAGCUGACCAAAUGGAAAUCAAGGCAUUCAGAACUUAAGCAAGACUAUGAGACCCUUUUACAAGCAUAUGAGAAUGUAGGCACACAAAUGGACAAGAUGAGACAACUUUUGGAAGGGGCCAAAAGCGAUCGACAGGAAGCCCUGAGAAAAUUGCACAAAUCUGAUACAGAGAUGGAAAUUCUGCAGGGCCAAGCGAAGCAAGUGGAGGAGGAACACGAAAGACUGAAAGAGAAACUGCAGACUUUUUCAGAAGAAAAACAACACACGAUUGAGGGUCUGCAGCAAGCCAAUGAUAGCAUUAAAAAAGAACUGGCUGAGAUCAAUGAAGCCCACAGAAUGGCAAUAUGUGAGCUGACAAAGACAAAUCAACACUGCGAGACCGAAAUUCUACAAUUCAAGUCAGCAUUGGAGGCUUGUAAAGAACAGAUUGCAGAUAUGCAGGUUAAAAACAGAGAACUGACUGAAAAGCUUCAAACUAGUCAUUCAUUCGAAAAACGGUGCAUGGAAUCGAGCUCUUAUAGAAUGAGCAUGCAGCAUAAACUUGAUGAGACACCAAGUGUGAAUGGUUCAUUGACCGCCCAGAUUGAGUCCAAGGAGGCUGAAUUUAAUGCUCAACUCGAAAGCUGUCAUGUUUUGCAGAAAGAAAUUAAAUCUCUUUCGGAAAGAAUUGAAAAACUACACAAUGAUCAUGAAAUGCAGCUGCGCCUAAAAGACGAUGCCAUUCAUGAUCUUAAAGAUAAGAUGAAGCUGCACAACCAAGAAACUAUCAGUCUCAAUGAGAAGGUUAGAAUAUUAGAGGAUGAUAAGUGUCUUCUGCAAGAGGAGCUAGAAAAUGUUCAAGAGUCUUCAGACAAGGUAAAAAAUGAAAAUGAGUACCUGGAAACCGUGGUCCUCAACAAUUCUAAAAAAAUCGAUGCCCUUUCUGAAUCCAUCAGUGUUUUGCAAGCCCAAAACUUGCAGCUGUCUUCUCAGCUUACAAUUAGCAAGGAGAUAAAUGACACACUUCGCCAAGAAAAAGAGCAUGGGCAUCUUAAAUUAGUCCGAGACUUUGAGAAUAAGCUCAAGGCUAUGCAGCGAGGUGAGGAAGGGUCCAAGAUCACCAAUAAAGAGCUGCAAGAGCUUCUGAAAGAAAAACAUCAAGAAAUAAAUCAGUUGCAACAAAACUGCAUUAAAUACCAAGAGCACAUUUUGCAUUUGGAGAGCUCUUUGAAAACCUCAGAGUUUUCCUGUGAAAACUUGAAAAAAGAUUUGAAUAAAUGCUCUGAUAAAAUCUCUGUUGUUGAAGAGCAAAACAAACAAGUUGAAGCCAAUUUGAUCACGUGCAAGACUCACAUCCAGGUGGCCACAGAGAGAAUUGGAAAACUUCAGUUGGAAAGAGACCACCUUAAACUCUCUCUUGAAAAUGUUAGAUCCGAAAAGAAAACCAAAUUAAAGGAAUCUCCCGUCGAAAAAGAAUUCAACUCAUUUAAUGACAAUGACAUGAUGUUGCAGAAACAGAUCGAUGAUCUCAAGAAUUUGAAUGAUGAAGAGUGUCAGAAAGUCACUGAGCUAACGCAACAAAUGGACUCUCAAGAUCUGAAGAUGAAGUUUCUAAAGCGAGCGUUGGAGACUAAUGAAGCAAAACUGUCUGCUUUGUCAUCCACGCCUCACGGGGCAAACGCUGCAAAACGUUGGAAUGAUUUGUACCUCAACGCCUUGCUGGAGAAAGAUAACCAGCUCACCGAACAAGGUUCAGCCAUGAAAAGAUUGCUAGAGGAUAUGAGGGUGAGCGAAAAAGAGCUGAAUGAUCUCCGAUCAACCAAAUCGAGACUGGAGAGUGCCGUAAGCAUGUAUUCAGUUGCUUCUGCUGCUCAUCAUAGGCAGAUCUUGGUUCUGAGUGCGAGCAACGCGGAUCUCUCUGAGACUGUCGAACGUUUGACCGUGCAAGUAAAUGAACUCGGUGCUCAAGUUAAGAAGGUGGAACAAGACCGAACCACUCUUGAAAUACAGGUUGCUGACCAAGAAGAUGAGAUUUCACGUUUACAUCUUCAUUGCAAUUUGACAGAAAAGAUAAAUGCUGACUUAGACUCACUGCUACUUGUUUUGCGGGCUGAGAAUGACAAAACAAAGGCCGAAUUUGAGACCCAAAGGGGAAUUUCCCUUCAAUUGAAAACCCUACUCCAAAGCAAAGAUGCUGAGAUCUCCUUUCUUUUGUCCUGUCGGGAUGACCACAUGUCAGGAUAUCUUCAGCAGCUUCAGACUAAUUGUCACUCCCAAGAAGCUGUCUAUAAGGACAGGUUAAGAACUUUACAAUACCAAAGAGAAAAGGCCGAUAAAGAGUUCAGAGAAUGUGAGGCCACAGUCAGAAGUCUGCAAAUUAGCUUGAACAGGUCAAUGCAGGAAAAAGAGCAGAUGUCAGCUAAGAUGGAAGUGGUCAAGAAGUCAUUUGUGUCUUUACAGAGGGAAAAAGAGCAACUGAUGUCCGAACACAGAAUACUUGAGGCAAAGAGCCAUGCAGAACUUAAAAGUGUAGAAUACUCGCCUGACAAUGAAGGUGGUGCAACCAAAGGCCUGAAACAUGAAAUUAAGAAAUUAUUACAUCAGAUGGAUGACCUAAAUUCAGAGAACGCUAUGCUCAGGGCCCAACUCAUUAGGUACAGAGAGGAUUUGAAUCAAGUUUUAUCCUUAAAAGACAAUCAGUUAAAAGUGUUGCUAAAAAAGCAGGAGGAUGUAAUAAAAAAUCUUGAAAAGCAAAAGACUGCAGCUGAAAAAGAUCACACAGAAGCUCUGUCAGUUCUCCAAAACGAAAUAGAGGUCAGGAAGGUGGAUUUUUCUACACUUAGAGCGCAGGUGACAAAACUGCAAAGUGAUGGAGUGAGUCAGAAGGCUACAACUGAGGGCAAAGUGGUUGCAAAGUGGACUAAAACAGCCGAAUGUAUUGAUCUUCAGCAAAAACUUCUAUCUCAGGAAACCCAAAUUCAUGACUUGACGAAACAAAUGGAGCGGCUUGAAACUAAAACUGACAAAAAACUAGCUAAUUCAGAUGACCAACACAAUACUGAAUGGGCUGCCUGUGAACGUGAGACGGUGCUAAUGAGGACUGAGAAAGAGAGGUUUGAACAAAGGGUCACAGCAAAAGGCCUAUUGGAAACGGAGCAACAGUUGUUGGAGGCCCAAAGGCAAAACGGAGAAACAAAGGCUCAAAAUGAGUCCCUUUGCAAAGCCAUGGCAGCCUUGCAGAAUGACCGCGACCAGCUCAUUGAAGACUUCAAGGUCUUGCGAAACAGGUAUGAUGAAGAGCUCAGGGAGACUCAGGCAGCUCUGAACAAAGUUCAGCGCGGUUUCCAGGAUGCUACAUCUGAUGUGGAGAUGUUUACCAAAGAAAGGGUGAUCCUUCUUGACCAAUUACGAGCUUUGGAGAGCAAAAACACUCAUGCGGAGCUCAACAAGUUGCUGGGCGAGCUAAGAAAAACUCUGUCAGCGAAGGAAAAGCAACUGAAACAGGUUGACCUGGAAAAUUCCACCUACAGCAGGCAGCUCUCUGCAUUCUCCAAAUCCAUGGCCAGCCUCCAAAAUGAUCGUGACAGGCUGGUUGAUGAAUUGGCAGAGGCCACGAGAGUGAUUGAAUCCAGGCAAUGGUCAGGCCUGAAAACUGUCAGUACCAUGAGUGAGAAAAAGUCAAAAGGAAGUGCUUCCCAGAUUGAAAAACAUGGGGCGAUGAAUGAGCUGCGGCCUCGACUGACACCAGACGUAGAAGCCAGUAGUUUGCCAAAUGAAACAACUGUUCUAAGGUCUGAAAGAGGCACAGAACUGGUUGAGGAAACGGUGAAUCCGGUAGGCCAGAGUGAAAUGGAAAAGGCGGUGAGUCGACUGGAGGUGGAGAGAGUCCAUCUGCACAGAGAGCUGCAGCGCUGUUUGUAUGACAUCCAGCAGCGAGACCAGUGCUUUCAGCAACUUAACUCAAAGCUACAGCAGGCGGUGGAGGAAAAGGCCGCUGUGGCUGCUCAGCUACUUGCCGUGUCCCAAACCCUGAGGGACACCCAAAAUCAAUGCCACUGGCUGGAAAUGCAAGGCCAGGCCCAGGGUUCAGACAAUUUAGAGGUGGCUCCCGGAGGUCCUCAGGAAAGGAACAACACAGUUGCUCAAACAAUUGAAGUCAGCCAGCUCCAAGAAAGGCUACUUGAGGUAGAGCGGAGUCUGGCAGAUGAACGGUGCCGAAGGGAGUCUGCCGAAGAGACUUUGCAUCUUGCCCAGGCCAGCACAAAGAGCAUCAGUUCAAGACUGCCUCAAGAUAUUCGGAGAGACUUCAGCAGUAUCGAGAUGGAAGCAGAUGACGAGUGCGAAGCUGUGAGCCUCAACCCAAACCAGCCUCUGAUAACACGGAAGGUGAAAGGUGGGAUGCUGGCAUGCAGACGUUGGUUCAGAGGAAGAAGCCUGUACUUUUCCCGGCUGCUGACGGGCCGUGCACGCUCACGUUACUUCUUUCUUGCUUACUUGGUUACAAUUCACCUGCUUGUCCUAAUGUGCCUUACCGGUGCCCUCUGAAAAGGUAAUCAACAAGUUGGACGUUGGUCCAAAGGUUAAAAUCAACAGCUGACUAGAUAAUAAUUUACGUGUAUAUUACACACUCCCAACUCGACAUGCUUUAUAAAACACUGGCACUGUCAGGUAACCGGGAUGUUCAUCCUUGGGAGAGUCAAUUGUCAUUUUUGCUGAACAGAUUUGGUUGUAGCUGUACAAAUUGCACGGUGUGAAUCACAUAAUCUGUAAAUUCGGUUUGCCGCACAAGGCCUUAAAGGAGUGAUAAUAGCCUAUCCAGAACCAUAUGAAAAUAAGGACUAGGAGAGAAGCCUUGGAUGUGAAGUCUUCACGAAAUCCCACGAACAAGAAGAAAGCCAUCUCUGUUAUGUUCCUCAAUACAGGAAAUCUAAACUCACAUCCUGAUUUCACUGUCAACAACAACACAUUCACGCUUCUUGUGGUUGUUUCCUUUCGACAAAUGUUGGUACAAUUUCUCCUUGCGGUCUAAAACAUUGCACGUAAUCCAUAUGCUGACUAAAUCUAUGCACUGUAACUGCACCUGGGUUUUUCAUUAUCUCAAUGACAGACACGCGAAAUCCGAACACUGAGAUCAGUAGGAUGCUUCAUUUCAUAUCCUGUGUUAUUGUAAAUCAACGCAAAAAACACUCUUGAGGGUUUUUGUUCCUAUUUAUGGACAUCACAGAUAUAUUAUUCUGCCCAAUCUACUGAUUUUUUAUAUAUAUAUAUAUAUAUAUAUAUAUAUAUAUAUAUAUAUAUAUAUCUGAUCUGUGAAAUGUCACAAUGGUCACGUGCUCUGUAUAUACAGAUGUGAGGAGUAAACAGAACGUAUUUAUGAAAGAUUACACUACUGAAAAAUGUGCAGUUACUUCCACGGUUUUCAAGAGUUUGUGAUAUUGUCGACCUUGAUGACGUGAAGCUCUGCACUUGGUGCAAUACUCUGUUUCUCUGAACUAUUUUCAGAUCACCGUAUCUAAAGAGAAGAAUAAAAGCCAGUUGAUUUUC
Hippocampus zosterae (dwarf seahorse) is the source of this 15848-nucleotide messenger RNA. RefSeq names its product golgin subfamily B member 1-like. The record is from RefSeq and is a predicted model, not a curated record. The transcript is spliced from 30 exons. NCBI's taxonomy places the organism in Eukaryota, Metazoa, Chordata, Actinopteri, Syngnathiformes, Syngnathidae. The coding region runs from base 189 to 14849 and encodes 4886 amino acids. Gene Ontology annotation, cellular component: Golgi apparatus.